UCUUUGCAAUAACAGCUCACACAGCCGCAUUUCUCGAGAGACAAGUGCCUCAUACCAGCAAACCCCACAAUCGUUAUCUCACAAAGCGGCGACAAAGAAACCAAGGCCUGGCCAUGGCAACCGAAAAAGACUCGACGCGUCCGCCUACAGCAGAGCAAAAUGAAGAGCCUAAGCAAGAUUCCAAAAUGUCUCGGCUGCAGAUCAUGCUCAUAGCUCUGGCUGCGUUUGCGCUAAUUGGGAAUGCGAUGGUCUCGGCUUCCCAUGCCUUCGGGCCUGACACUGGUCACAAUUUAGCCAUCCACGGAGCUAUGGAUGAAUUCAAGAAGGGAAUUCCCAGAAAACUGGAGAAGAAACGCCAGAAAGAUGGGAAUAAGGAGCUCCCUGGCAGCGCAAGUGACAAAAAGAUGGAUAAAGCUCAAGACAAACUUGUUACUAAGCGAGAGCUACCCAAAUCAGAAAACAGAAUGGAUACUGCCGUUGCCAAAUCUGAUUCUACAACAAAGAAGAAACAAGAAGAUACCCCAAAACAAUCCAAGGGAAUACAAAAUAAAAAUCUUCCCCAAUCCAAGAUUGCAAGCCUCAAUUGUGACAGCUAUGGCGGGCCUUCGAAUGACUUUGCCAAUGAAAUGGUGUAUUGGGACGAUAUUCACUCCGAUGCACAAUAUGUGAGCCCCUUUCGGAAGAAACUUGGCAGUCGGCGCCAAUACAUGACCUUUGAACCGGAUGGAGGCGGUUGGAACAAUAUUCGCAUGGCCAUGGAAACUGUGGUGGGGCUUGCUAUAGCCACGGGAAGAAUCCUUGUGCUGCCUCCUCAAAAGAAAAUGUACCUGCUAGGAAAAGGAGACAACAAACAGAAACGACAUUUUGACUUUGAUGAUUUCUUCCCCAUGAAACAAAUGGCAGAAGAAAAUGCUGCUUUGGACAUGAUCACAAUGAAAGAGUUCCUGGAAACUGAGGCCAUGACUGGCAACCUAAGGGACAAGGAAACAGGGAAACCAUCAUUUCCACCAGGUAAUCGAACUGAUUGGAACGGGAUCAAUCAGGCAGAUUAUGAUGUGCUCCGUGAAUGGCUUCGAACGGUCGCAAUGGUGCCACUCUGGAGACCAGGGCAGUGCCUAGCAACCUUCCCUGCACAAGGGAAUCACAAGAGCAUUCAAGAAUUGCAGGAAAUGCAAGGCACAAUUCACAAAGAAGGCUUGAAAUGGGAGUCUUAUGUGGGUCAUCCAGUUCCUGUGGAUGCAGCUCCAAUUGAGCGGAUGAAGGAGAACAUGGCAGAAAGAAAGGAGCUCUGUGUUUAUAAUGAAACCAUGCAGGAUGAAAUGGUCUUACAUUUUGCAUGCUAUCACAAAAUGCACCUGCGUCUUCUGGUUCAUUUCUAUUGUUUCUUGUUCAUGGAGGACUGGAGAGAGGAUCUCUGGAUGAAACGUUUCAUGAGAGAUCACAUGAGAUAUAAUGAUGAAAUACAAUGUGCUGCAGCACGAGUUCUCCGUGCAAUGAGAGAAGUCGCCAGAAAGAACGAUCCCAAAGGCAACUCUGAUGGUUUGUUUGACUCUUUUCAUGUUCGAAGAGGGGACUUCCAAUAUAAAGCAACACGUAUUCCUGCUGAAGAGAUCUACAAGAAUAGUCAUGAACAGCUGACCCCAAAUACUACGAUCUUUAUUGCAACUGAUGAACGGGACAAAAAGUUCUUUGACCCUCUUCGAAAGCAUUACAACAUUUAUUUCCUUGACGAUUUCAAAGAGGCAUUGCAGGGUGUCAACAGCAAUUACUUUGGUAUGAUUGACCAGUUGGUGGCGGCCAAAGGCCGCAUUUUCUUUGGCACUUGGUUCUCUACCUUUACAGGAUUCAUCGACAGGAUUCGUGGAUAUCGUUCUGUCAAAGACAAACUGCCUGGAUACCAAGAUGGCACCCUACCAACAUCUUACUAUUACGCAGUACCUAAGAAAAAGUUCGAAAUGCACGAGUACGCCCCUUUGCAUGGUGCCUUUUUCAAUCGGGAGUUUCCGACAAGUUGGAGGGACAUCGACAAAGGCAUUGGGGAGUUAACAACGGCUGCAGUUUGAUGAACACGCACUGCCUUGCAAUAUGGAGAACCUGAGGCCCGAGGGCAGUUCUCUGUAUCCGUCAAUUACAGCUGCUGCAACACAGCCAGGUUCCCACAUAUCACACUGACAGAACAAACCUCUCCUGUUAGUCCUGCCCUCCCAUCGCCCUUUAGGUGUGGGUAAUCACCGGGCUCGUUGACUCGCGACUACAAAGCUGCUCUAUGUCUCUCAUCGCGACGGAGUUUGGCUAUGUACAUAUAUUUACAGUGAGAGAGAUAAACAGAACCAUCUAACGCAAGUCUAUCGGCAAACCCAUCUUCUCGAGGCGAUCUUCCAAAGCAGUCUUUUGUUUCAUUCCGUACUUCUCCAUGUCACCAGGAAGCACUUGGCCCAGAGUGCUUCCCUCUGCACGAGUGAGCUCCUCCGUAUCCAAACCUUGCACCAGAAUCUGUUUCUCUAGUGCGGCAAUGGUUCGUUUCAACAGCCUCUUCUCGUUACGACGAUGCCUCACCGCCAUGCGCUGAUUGUACGAGAGCAGUCGGAACAAGCUCUUGUCUUUGAUCAUGGCAGCAUCCUGAUCUUCGGUAUUGGGAUACUUGCUGAGUUGUCGUUUCACGGCGUCAAUCACCGAUGUCAAGACUGCCGCCUCAUUGGCCGUCGAAAUAGUACGCGAGUAAUCAAAGUCCGCCAAUGGUUUGCCUCGAGUAUCAUCCGGCGUCAUUUGCAUCAGCCGUAAGAAUUCCAACAUUUCCACUGGGUAUCGAUCGGCGUAGCAGGGGAAAUCUACCGUUUUGUCGCGUCCCACCGACGAGAGAAACUCUACCUUUUCCUCCGCUAGCGGAUCGACUGGAAUGUUUGCAUCGUUCAACUCUUUGACGAACGAGGCAGUUCGAGGGGCAAUCGACACAGUGACAUCCACGGAAUUGAAGGGAUUCCUCUCGACGGCAAAUCCAUACAGCAGGAGGAGUUCGGCAUUGGAUUUGGGUCCGUACGAGAUGUAGAUCUGUUCCAUUCUUCUGUAACCUCGAUCCGCAAAGAGAAUGACUUCUUCAUCGCCCGUUUUGAAUAGCCAAUCUCCAUUUUCCCUGGCAUCAAUGUAGGCUUGUGAAAAUGGAGAAUGAUUGAUCAAAUCGGCAUAGGGUACCAUGGCAAGUGUCUCUCCCUGUUUGAGACUUCGCAAUCGAAUGGCCCGAGAAAAGAGAUUGGUAAACGCCCAGAGCCAGUUGUCAUAGGUAAAGCGCUAUCGGUGGGGAGAUAGUUAUUGAGUGAGAAGUCAAUUAUUAAUCAUCAUGUAGGAAUGGAAUGGAGUCUACGUUCAGAUCAGAUGAUCACUGCAAUUUUAUUACGAAGCUCUUACCUCUUUCGGGAAUCGGUCUGGGAAUUUUGCGAAUAAUCCCUCUUCUCCUUCGAACAAAGCUUGGUACUCUCGUUCCAAUUUCAUUUGCAAACUCUUGGUGGCUGCCACGACGGGCGACCCAUUGAGGAAAUUCAAGUCUUCAUCGGACCAAGUAAAGGUGGGAUUGACUUCGUCGACCUCUGGGAGGACCCCCAAGUAGGGCUUCCAAAAGGAGUUUUCCGAGGUUCGUUCGUGAAUGAGUUGACAGGCAACCGCCAAGUAUUCGUUGAUAUCUUCCGGUAGGGCAUCCUUCCCCAAUGCCUUUCGUGCCGAUGCCUUGGUCAAGCACAGAUUUAUGGGGACGCGGAGGAGCUCAUCUCCAUCGUUGAUAUCCUUGCGAGCCAACAAUCCUCGUCCCGACGAUUCAUUGGUGAUUUCAUCUUUGGUUUCCGUGGAAAUGGCCAUGGGAUGAGGAGCUUCUCCCCAGGAGGAUUGUUCGCUAAGGUACACAUCUCCUUCCUCUUCGAGCCAUUGGACCAGAUUGGAGUUGGCCGUGACUUUGGGAUCCCCCUGACCUUUCUUGGGACCCAGGAGACCCUUCAUUUUCAUGUCCGUUUCAAAUUGACCGGGAAUCAUUCCAGAACUUUCUUGCAAGGCUUUGGCCCAUUCCGUGUCGCUGCCAUCUCCUCCUGCCAUGAAGAACGCGGGGACCGAUGAUGAAUAUCUUGCACAUGUAUUGGUGGGAUGUUGCAAAAAUGCCAUUGAGGCUCUGCCCAGCAGCAAGAGCUGCAGCGAAAUUCCAAACUUCAUGUUGCUCUCAGAUCGUUCCUUUCACACAAACUUUUGAAAUGGUUCAACAACACCUCUACCACAGUAAUCCAAUAUGAUAUCCUUGUUUUCUUUUCUUUAGCAGAGAGAAAGAAAGGCUGUCACAAUGAUGUGGUUCUGUGGUUGUCGACCUGUCGCCUUCUUCGUGGAAGUAAAAAAAAAUUGCCGUUUCCAAAGUUGAAGAAAGUUGAAGCACUGGAACGGGACUGGAGGUUCGUGAGUGACGUCAGUACAAGAAGAUCUUUC
This is a messenger RNA of Seminavis robusta, 4455 nucleotides long. Lineage: Eukaryota; Bacillariophyta; Bacillariophyceae; Naviculales; Naviculaceae. The record is from the annotation of a GenBank genome assembly.